Funneliformis geosporum is the source of this 309-nucleotide messenger RNA. NCBI's taxonomy places the organism in Eukaryota, Fungi, Glomeromycota, Glomeromycetes, Glomerales, Glomeraceae. The record is from the annotation of a GenBank genome assembly.
AGAAAAAGAGGUCUAAAAGCAAAAGUUACUAUUAAUACUAGAAUAGAUGAAUAUCCAGGUAAAUUUCGCGUUGAUGAUAGACUUUUAUUUUGUAACUUUUGUGAUCAUUCUGUUGAUUGGGUACAAAAAUCAACGAUUGAUAACCAUCUUAAUAGUAUCUCACAUAAAAAUAAAAAAUAUUUAUAUGAAAACAAACAACGUCGACAACAACAAACACUUGUAACAUCUUUUUCUUCCUCUGAAUCCAAAAAAAUUAUAAUUCAUGAUUUAAUUGAAGCUUUUACUGCAGCAGAUAUCCCCUUAGAAAAA